CUUGGAUUUGACCUGCAACAUAUGUGUUGAAUUUGCCAACGGCGGUCACUGCUCGGUUCUACCUCUACAACGGUCUGGUCGGCAGCGUUACCAUAUUCUUUCAACCUUUUCUUUUGGAUAUUCAUCAAUCGCCCCAGCAUAUGCAUUCCCUCGCUUGUUAUCAUUCAUUGACUUCGACCCCCGACUCGACCUAAUCAUCCCCAGAUCCUCCUCACUCCCCCCGUGUACGAUGCAUUAAUGCAUAUCCGAAGCGAUAGGCCUGCUCGGAAGCUGAUGGGGCUUGGUGCCAUGUGUGAAAACUCUUGCUGAACGAUUAUGGCUACUGCACUCAAGAACAAUGUCGAAGAUACAAAGCAGGCCGCUUUGUCUCCUCGGCUCAAGGGUCGAGAAAAUGCAAAAGAUACACUGUGUCGGAAUGUUACCAUCUAUGGCAAGUGCCGCUACGAAGACAAAGGAUGCGCUUUCAGUCAUAACAUAGACAAGCAUGUGGUGGACAGUGGACACAAUGAGAGCCAACCGAAGAAGACCUUAAACGUUGAAUCACCCAGCUUUACACCGUCAUUCUUGUCGCCAAAUGGUACCAGUGCAAGCGUUAAGAAAGCUCCUGGGAUAUCACCAAAGGCGGCAAGCGCUGCUCCAUUCAUGCCGAAAGCCAUCAUUUCCCGAUCCUCCAAUGCUACUCCUUUGCGUCAAGAAGCAAGGACUCCUGACUGGGCGGUGGCUCAAGUCCAAGAAUUUAUACCCCGUGCCACUCCAGAUCAACAUAUGGCAAACGAAAAUGAGAUUUCUGUCACCCAAGCAUUUGAAUCCUUUCAACCUGCAAAUGCAUCUAAUCCCUAUCUUGAUCAUAGCAUAAACGGCGCCGCUUUCUAUUCCGGGGCCCCUGAAUUUCAGCAACCGGUACAAUAUCACCAAUAUGCGCCUAUUGGCCCAUUCAGCGCAAAUCUUGCGCCAUAUCAACGUACUGUACACGAUCUAUUUAUUCCUAACGAUCUACGGGAGGAGAUCCAAAAGAAAGCCGCUGCAACUCUUCAAACGAUGCCCGGUUCAACACUACCGAGUCAGAUUGAAAACUAUCAUUCCUUGGUACCUCUUGAUGCCACCCACAAAAGCUCCUCCGUCCUUGGAAACUAUAACUCCUGGAUCUAUAAGGCCCAGUCGAAUGCAAACGGCCACUUUUUCGUCCUGAGAAGGAUAGAAGGCUUCCGCUUGACCAAUGAAAUGGCCAUUCGAGCUGGUCAGACAUGGAAAAGUGUGAUCAGUCCCAAUAUUGUACGGACUAUCGAUGUUUUUACCAAUCGCGGUUUCGGCGACAGCUCUCUCUUUUUUGCAAUGGAUUAUCAUCCCCUCGCCAAAACGUUGCUGGAGUAUCAUCAUAUAGGUCCACCCGGCCCAAACUGGACGCGGUCAACACGGACCAACAAAGAUCAAGUCUCAGAACCGGUCAUGUGGAGUUACAUUGUUCAGAUCGCAUCGGCCCUGAAGACCAUUCAUGCAAGCGAUCUGGCAGCUCGUGUGCUCGACCCAAGCAAAGUUUUGGUCACGGGCAAGAACCGAAUUCGACUCAACGGCUGUGGUAUCUUGGAUGUGGUGCAGUACGAUGGUGGCACCUUACCCAUUGCACAAUUGCAGAGGCAAGACCUUGUCAACUUUGGCAUCUUGGUCCUUUCGCUCGGGUCCGGAUUUCCUGAUGCAGGCGCGAAUUUUGUGCGUAGUAUGGACAAUUUCAAACGCUUCUACAAAGCAGAUCUGCAAAAUGCCGUCGUUUGGCUCUACUCGGCAGUUCAGAAUCAGGAGAAGACGAUUGACCAUUUUCUCACACUCAUCUCCAGCCAAAUGGUGAAAGCUUUCAAUGCUUCUCUCCAUAGCGAUGACGCAUUAUAUUCAGAGCUAUCGCGGGAGGUUGAAAAUGCACGACUGGUGCGACUUGUGACCAAAUUAAAUUUCAUCAACGAACGACCUGAAUUCGAGCACGACCGUGCCUGGUCAGAAAACGGAGAACGGUAUUUUCUGAAGUUGUUCCGGGAUUAUGUCUUUCAUCAGGUGGAUGGGCAAGGCCGGCCCGUAGUCGACCUCGGACAUGUCUUGACCUGCCUGAACAAACUUGAUGCAGGCACAGAAGAAAAGAUUACUCUCAUUAGUCGUGAUGAGCAGAGUUGUUUUGUGGUUACGUACCGUGAGGUGAAGAAAGGAAUCGAAUCAGCAUUCCAAGACUUGGUGAAAAGAGGAGGCCCAAUGCGAUAAAUGUGUGGUCGGGUACAUUUGAAACGCAGGAAACACCAAUGAGCAGGAAACCAUCAGUGCGACUUGUCAUGACAAGAAAUGAUCUGAUAUUUGCUAGUUUGGUUGAAGUAUGCCGAACGACUACUGUUUACAAGGAUUCAGGCCAUUGAGAAGUGCAGGUUUGACCCAAUUGAAUAUUGCGCCCAGAUAGAUGAGGACAACCAAAAAAAAAUCGUAAUCUCCCUUGCACGCAG
Exophiala oligosperma is the source of this 2477-nucleotide messenger RNA. RefSeq lists its product as uncharacterized. Gene Ontology annotation, biological process: mRNA processing; nuclear-transcribed mRNA poly(A) tail shortening; protein phosphorylation. NCBI's taxonomy places the organism in Eukaryota, Fungi, Ascomycota, Eurotiomycetes, Chaetothyriales, Herpotrichiellaceae. The transcript has 9 exons. The record is from RefSeq and is a predicted model, not a curated record. Gene Ontology annotation, molecular function: poly(A) binding; metal ion binding; protein kinase activity. The coding region runs from base 316 to 2244 and encodes 642 amino acids. Gene Ontology annotation, cellular component: PAN complex; P-body.